GGGUCAGUGGUGAGUUUGUAGGAGUGUGCAUGGACUCGCGAUAACAAACCGUCUUAUCUCCAGAACGGUCAACAUGGCUACGCUCAAUUUUGUUCUAAGUGUUACCCUGCUGGCUGCAUUUGGGAUCCAAAUCGGACUGGCAGACUGUCCAGAUGAAUGGGUACAGUUUAGGGAUUCCUGCUAUUUCUUCGUCAAUAACGUCACAACAUGGCAUGAGUCUUCUAAAUAUUGUCAAAGUCAGAACUCGGAGUUGGUUGCUGUGGAAUCUCAAGCGGAAAAUGACUUUUUGCUGAGGUACAUACAACGCUUUAGAUGCUCCUUCAAUAAUCAAUUCUGGAUCGAUGGGACUGAUAUGAUCAUGGAGGGUGUAUGGGAAUGGGCCUCGACACUCGAGUCGCUUUCCUACUUCAACUGGGCCCCCAGCGAUCCGAAUGGUCAAUCCAACGAAGAUUGCAUAAUGGUCUCACAAGACAAUGGCAUGUGGUAUGAUGUCCCCUGCUACAUCAGGAAAUUCUUUAUCUGCGAACGAAAAAGUAGUCCUACUUCAUGUGGGACCGAGGGUGGUUCAGUCAUCGGAUGAACAGCAAUAUGUGUGUCUGGAUCUAUCAAGAUUUACCCUGUUGUAAUAAAGUUUUGAAUAAGAAAACUAC
Pecten maximus is the source of this 650-nucleotide messenger RNA. RefSeq names its product C-type lectin domain family 17, member A-like. The record is from RefSeq and is a predicted model, not a curated record. Lineage: Eukaryota; Metazoa; Mollusca; Bivalvia; Pectinida; Pectinidae. The transcript has 5 exons. Bases 74 to 580 code for a protein of 168 amino acids.